Molecule: messenger RNA, 2492 nt
Organism: Vanessa tameamea
Lineage: Eukaryota; Metazoa; Arthropoda; Insecta; Lepidoptera; Nymphalidae
Exons: 2
Coding region: 159-1844 (561 amino acids)
Cellular component (GO): nucleus
Molecular function (GO): DNA binding
Source: RefSeq, a predicted model, not a curated record
UACUCCUAAAUUAUUAGUUUGUCAUUCAACACGCAACUACUGUUACGUUCGGCCAUCUUGAUUUAGUACGCGGCAAACAUCGAAGCGAGGGGCCGCGUCGCGUCCCGUCCGCGGAACGAAGAUUUGUGUUUUCGUAAAUAAAAGAUUGAUUUUACGCGAUGGUAAAUAAAUAUAAAAAAAAAACUAAGCAAGGGACGUGGGAGGAAAAUGCUAUGCAAACGGCUAUCAGUUUGUGCAAAGCUGGAGAAUCAAUAAAAAGCACAGCUAAAAAGUAUGGUUUGGCUUAUGCAACCCUGUAUAGGCAUGUAAAAACCGGCAUCGCUACUUCAAAACUUGGUAGAUUCCGUCCUGUUUUUACUGAAGAUCAGGAAAUAGAGUUGGUGACAUAUCUCAAAGAUAUGGAUUCUGUAUUUUUUGGCUUGACUCGAGAUGAAUUUAAACAUUUAGCUUUCAUCUACGCCAAGAAAAAUUUGAACUACCCGAAAAACUGGGACAAGUACGAAAAAGCUGAAGAUGAUUGGUUAUCGUCAUUUUUGUCUCGUCACGAUCAAAUAUCCCUCAGGACUCCAGAGGCAACAUCGGUUGCAAGGGCAAAAGGAUUUAACAGACGUGAAAUUGGACGUUUUUAUGAAAACCUUGAAGCUUUAACAGUAAAACAUGAUAUUGAUGCAUCCAGAUUAUAUAACAUGGAUGAAACUGGUAUAUCUACAACCACAAAUAAGCCGCCUAAAGUGCUAUCAACGAAAGGAAAAAAACAAGUGGGCAUAAUCGCCAGUGCAGGACGUGGUCAACUAACGACAGUCAUAGGUUGUUGUAAUGCCGCUGGUUCAUUUCUUCCACCAUUCUUAAUUUUCGCCAGAAAAAAGAUGCAACCCAGACUACUGGAUGGUGCGCCUCCCGGCACUCAAGGAACCUGUACUCCAAAUAGCUGGACUUCAGGUGAGGUGUUCUUUGAUCGGAUGCAUUUUUUUGUGGAACAUGUUCGACCUACCCCUGAGAAAAAAAUACUUCUAUUAUUGGAUAACCACGAGAGCCACAAGUAUUACCCAGCUUUAGAUUACGCCAGCAAGAACAAUGUCGUAAUUUUAUCCUUGGCCCCACACACAACUCAUAUAAUGCAGUCCAUGGAUGUAGCGGUCUACGGCCCACUGAAAACUUACUUUGAAAGGGAGGUAAAUUUCUUCCAAAAAUCGCACCCAGGACGCAUUAUAAAUCAAUACGAUGUAGCCAGACUGUUAUCACCAGCUUUUCUGAAAAGUGAAGUAGCUCAAAAUGCAGUUCAUGGAUUUGAAAGACCUGGUAUUUGGCCAGUGAAUAAAUAUGCUUUUGGUGACGAAGCUUACGAACCAGCCGCUGUGAUUGCAGGCACGUCUAUUAUGAAUAUUGGCACAGAAAUUACAAACUCAAUAGAAACGAUCGAUAUUCCCAGACCUUUUGCAGACACUUCUUCAACUCCAUCGCCUUCACUUCUUCAAGAACUGAUUCCAUCAAAUUCAGUAGAUCCUUUAUCAGAAAUAUUUCCAUCUCGAACCAGAACUCCCUCUUGUGAGUUUCAAGACUUUGUUGCGCCCAUUGUUAACACGCCUGAAAAAAAUCGUAGCGACGGGUGUACACCUGAACCAGAACCUAGAUGUUCUCGAAUUGACUCCGCUUUUGGGCCAGAUAUAGCUACUCAGAAAGGUGACGCAGUGCUGCCGGAAACUGAAGUAAAUAUUCGACUAAAUACUAGCCGUGACAACUCACUUGAUCCGAAACCGGGAUGCUCAGCCUCCCACUGCAGUCCCUUGAUGUUAAGACUUAUUCCAAAUCCUGCCAAACCAAUGACCACGCGUAAACGGAAAUAACAAAAAUCGGAAAUAUUAACCAGUACCCCGAUCAAGGAAGAUCAAAAGCAGAAAUAUGACAAAAAUAAAGUUAAGAAUAUUACUAAAAGACUGAAUGAUAAGUCAAAAAAUGUUCCUAAGAAGACUAAUACAAAGAAGACUAAUACAGAGAAGAAAGACAAAAGAACUGCUAAAAAGGUUAAACAGCGAGAGAAAAUGAAAGAAUUUAAGGAUAUUUUAUGUUUUUUUUUGCGGUGAAAUAUAUAUUGAAGAAGACGGUAAACCAAUUGAAAACUGGAUUCAAUGUGACAUUUGUCAACAAUGGUGUCACGAAGAUUGUUCUGCUUUUGAUGGCACUCAAGGGUAUACCUGUGAUAAUUGCCAAUCUUAAUUUUCUAAUUUUAUGGUCAAGUUAUGGUUUUUUUUUCAGUUUAUCAAAGUUAUUUCAGAGAUUGAAUAUGGGUAUUCACUUUGCCCAAGUACUGUGUUCACUUUACCCGGGGUACCGGGCAAAGCGAAUACUUUCGUACUUUUUUUAAAUUUUAAUUGCAGUUGAUUAUUGUUUAAAUAUUAAUGUUAACUGGUGUACGUAUUUGCAAGAGCAAUAAAUAAAGACUGAUUUGUGAUAAUUAUUUUGUUUUUGUAUUGUAUACCUUUUCUGCUAUAACC